Messenger RNA from Linnemannia hyalina, 813 nucleotides. Lineage: Eukaryota; Fungi; Mortierellomycota; Mortierellomycetes; Mortierellales; Mortierellaceae. The record is from the annotation of a GenBank genome assembly.
AUGAAGCUCUCCUUAACAGCCCUUAUCCUCUCAGCGAUUUCCGCCGCAGUGCUCGCCACCCCCGGAUCCGAUGCCGCCCCCACCCCCGCCUCGACCCCCUCCACCCCCUCAGGCAAAGGAUACAACGACUGGAACUGCAAACCCCUCGAAGGUCGCCGCCCCGUCAUCUUGGUUCAUGCCACCUUGUUCACCAAGGAAUCCUGGGCGAUUUUUGGACCUGCGAUCGCGGAACAGGGGUACUGUGUUUACUCGUUGACAUAUGGGCGGUACUGGAAGACGUUGCUUCCGAUGGUCGGCGCUAUUGCGCCAGCGGUUGAUAAUGCGAAGGAGGUGGGUGAUUUUGCGGAGAAGGUGUUGGGAGCCACUGGCGGAAAGGGCAAGAUACACAGCAUGAUCGGUCUCUCCGCCAUUAACCAUGGUACCACCUGGCAGGGCCUUGCUCCUCUUCUCGAGAAGUUGAAGGAGAUGGUCAAGUUUUUGACAUUAAAUGUCGAUAUCGUGACAAAGGCUGCACCGGCCUUGCAGGAUAUCAUGAGCACAUCCAAGUUUAUUCAGGAAUUGAACGCCCAUGGCGAGACUUUGCCUGAUGUCUUCCAAGCCAAUAUCGUCACCAAAUACGACGAGAUUGUCAGCCCUUACAAAUCAGGCUUCCAGAGCGGUCCUGGAGUCGUGAACGUUGUUCUCCAGGACCUCUGCGAGUCUGCCUAUGUGGAGCACGCUCUCAUGGUUGCCUCCAAGACGACGCUUCGUUGGAUCUUGAACCAACUGGAUCCUACCACCGCCUCGCCCGCCAACUGCAACCCAAAGUUCUAA